Messenger RNA from Rhizophagus irregularis DAOM 181602=DAOM 197198, 879 nucleotides. NCBI's taxonomy places the organism in Eukaryota, Fungi, Glomeromycota, Glomeromycetes, Glomerales, Glomeraceae. The record is from RefSeq and is a predicted model, not a curated record.
AUGUUCAUUUUCAGUUGUUCGUUUGCUGUUUCUUCAAGAACGGACCGAAAGGUACUUUCAGAACGACGAUUUGGACUUCUAAGAAUGCAAGAGCCAAGUGCGGAAGGAAUUGUCUCUUUGGAACGGCGAGUUCAGUGGACUUCUAAGAAUACAAGAGAUACGGGAAGUGGAUCUCUAAAAAUGCAAGAUGGACGGGAAGGAACGGCCUUUUCUUUUGGAAUGGAACUGUCACCCGGACUUGAAUUUGUGAAAGGGAACUGGCAUUCGGACUUGGAAUUCUUUUGCGAAAGAAUAUCGGACCUUCAGCUUCAGACUUCGGACAUUAACUUCUCGGACUUUGGCGACGUUAGGAUCUUCUUUUGUCGGUCAGCAUCUUUGAAUGAAUUGCUGACUGGUAUUGAACUUUCCGAAUUCAGGACGAUAGUACCGGUAAACCAAGCUUCCCAGAUUCCGAACAGAUAUGGUAUGACACGUACAUGGGAUGUAUUUAAUUGUGGAAAACGUGUUGAAAUAUUUUGUUAUAAUUCAGAUGAUGGAAAACAAUUAGCAACUUCUACAUUAGAUAGUCAAAUUAUUUUUUGGGAUGUUGAAAAUGGUAUUCAAACUGGUACUAUUGAAGGUCGUAAAGAUAUUUCUGGAUCAGAAUCGUCUUUAAGAUUUGGGUUAGCUUUUCAAGCUUUUGUCUUCGAUUAUCAGUUCGGCUAUUGGCUCCUUGGGAAAGUGAAUAUAAUGAAGGAAAUGAAACAACAAGAUAAUGAAAGAAAUGUUCAAACCCCACUUCAAGAAUUUUCUCAAGAACCUUUUCAAGAAUCUCCUCAAGAAGAAUCCCCUCAGGAACCUUUUCAAGAAUUUCCUGAGCCUUUCCAAGAACCUCCUUAA